Striga hermonthica is the source of this 978-nucleotide messenger RNA. The record is from the annotation of a GenBank genome assembly. Lineage: Eukaryota; Viridiplantae; Streptophyta; Magnoliopsida; Lamiales; Orobanchaceae.
AUGGGGCGUAAGGGGAGUGAAUCGGAGCCCACGAGGUGGGGUUCCCUAAUUCUUCUGUUGAUGGGUUUGGUCUCUUUCACGGCGGUUUACAUCUUCAUCUCCUCCGUAUUAAGACCACCACCGCUCAAUUCAGGGAUUGGGCCUUUGGGAAAUGGGAUUUCGACUGGCGAUGGUGAUUGCUGUAAAGGGAUUGAGAAUUUGGAGCUGUGGGGUGAUGCUGUCAAAUGGGGCUCCGAAUUCAAGUUGAAUUCGUCUCAACAGUGCUGUCAAGCUUGUAAGGAGAUGUGCACUGGGAACCAGGGCCCGUGCCUCUGUGAUUCUUGGGUUUUUUGCGGGAAUAAGGAAGUUUGUGGGGAGAGAUUUGGUGAGUGCUGGUUGAAGAAACAGAAGGAUGUGCUGGCUCCCGAGAAGCAGACAGUAGGGAAGACAGUGAUGUGGACAUCUGGCAUCGUUUUUGGUCGAGGAGAGGGCAUUGUUGGGUUAGUGACGGAGUAUGGCACUCUUCACAUCAAGUUAUUUCCUGAUUGUGCACCGCGCUCAGUUGCAUAUAUCCUGGAGUUGUUGUCUUUGCGCCACUGUGCAGGUUGCCAUUUUUAUCGGGCAGAAGGGCGAGGCCAAUUCUGGGACGUUAAAGGAAAUCACAUAAAAGAUACUUCAUUUGGGCCUCCGUUUGCACUUAUUCAAGGAACGCUAGAAGCACAGGGACAGGCUUUUGAGAGUAUAAAAUCUGAGCACUGCCCGACCAUAAGAAGGGGUUCGGUGGCGUGGGUUGGGUCAGGCCCGGAAUUCUUCAUAAGCCUUGCAAACCAUGAGGAGUGGAAGAAUUCGUACACUGUGUUCGGUUCUGUGCUUCCCGAGGAUAUGGUGAUUGCCGAAAAAAUCGCUCGACUUCCCACAAAGCCGGAUAAUUGGAAUAACAUUAAUGUCUCGGUUCUUGAGAAAACUGUACCGUUGAAGGUUCAAAGAAUCAACCUCUGA